AAGUGAAAAAUAAAGCUUACCCCAUUCCUGGAAAAAAGUGCAUCGCAAACGUGUGUGUGUGCGUGUGUCUCUAAUUGUGCCGCACGUGAAAACGUAACCGUAGGCAGUAAAAGAAAGUGCGAAACACAAUUACAACUUUCAAUGCUCAGUGCCGCCGGUAGCAUAAAAGGGCAUCUGAGUACGGUAUCCGAAUGAGGAGGGGAGUAAAAGUGACUAUCAGCGAAUAGAAAUAAAGCAAAACUACUGUACAAACACGUUAAAAAAGUGAAAAUAUUGCAAGCCUCCCGACAACAUAACGCGAUAGUAAUCAUAGUAAUCCGUUUCUUGGCAGCAUGACCCGGUGCAGAAGAUAGGUUGUGGACGGUUACCAAAACAUAACCAACAACGAUACAAGUUGUCAAAUAUUUGCUUGUUGUGUUUGCUGCGUGGUGUGAAGAAGUAACGCACGACUAACGCCCAUCUGGUGGCGCAUCUGCGGGUGAAAGUUCAAGGUUUGCCCCAUUUGACAUCGCCAGAAGAACAGUUCACUACGGGAGCGGUAACAUGAAAUUGUCCAGGCAUGCCGACAGCAUGCAAAUACGGGCACUGCUUAAAAAAGACUAUCUCGUCCGGAUACGACAGCCAUGGAUGACAAUCAUUCAGUAUGUGUGGCCGUGCAUGAUAUUUGCCGCUCUCUACAUACUGAGAAAUAGAUUCCAAGCGGUGGAGAUCAACGACUGCCAGUUCCCGACCCGUAACCUACAGGCGAACGGUAUCUUGCCGUUCUUCCAGUCCUACAUCUGCACGUUUGAGAACGAGUGCCAGGAUGCGAAAAGUUAUGCCGAAACGGAAGACUUCAACGAUGCGCCAGUAACACCCGUAGUUAACAUCGUCCAGAUCAUCCUGGAUAAUAACGCACUGUACGAUGCGAUCGUAAAAUUACCAAUCGAACGGAACUUUAUCGCCAGUGUUACCGCGAUCGUAUCGCAUGCAAAAUUUAAAGAAAUUGAGCGCAAUGGCGAUCGGUUGGUGAAGAUGCUACCCGAGAUACGCAAAAAGGUGGGUGAUCAAUUUGACAUACUGCAGCUUUUUUCGGACGAUCAGACGUUUUCAAAGUCGGGCAACAUUUUGUGCGGUCGGCCAUUCCCGCGCAGUGAUAAUAUUCGAUUCGUGGACAACAUUCUCUACACGCCGGACUACGCAGGCCCGGACAAGGAUGAGCUGGCAGUGAUGCCGACGCCUUACUGCAAGCAGUUAUACCUGGACGUAACAAACACUAACAAUGGCAAGAUUACCUGGCGCUUUUUGAAACCGAUCCUGCAGGGAAAGGUUUUGUACGGGCCGGCAAACGAGCGGAAUGACGAAAUUAUGAAACUGGCCAAUCAAACAUUCGCUGACAUGGGUAGGUUGAGGGAGUUUUUCCGUGCCCUUGAUACCACCUUGCAGUUGCUGCGAACCGACGACGAAGUACGCGAGAGCUUUCAAAGUUUGAUCAAUUUAGCAAAGAGUCCGCUGAUAAAGAUGUUCGUCGGAGGUAAUGUGAACAUUGAGCUGAUCGAGGAUAUGCUGAGUGGUAUUUUGUACGAUAACGAAGUUGCCAAAGCGGUGAACACAAUUGCCAAUAUUUUUGAUUGUUUUUCGGCCGACCGGUUCAUCCCCGUGUCGGAUGAGCAAACGCUAGAAGAUCGUGCAUUCGAGCUGAACCGCAAAAAGUUAUUCUUCGCGGGUGUAUAUUUUGAAAAUGGUACGACUGCAAACGAAAUCACGUACAAAAUUCGCAUGCGCACGGACGAUACACCGGUGACGGUUGAGAAUCGGAAUCGCUUCUGGUUCCCGGGACCGGAGGCAAGCUUUGAACUGGACAUGCGGUAUCAUCGAGGUUUCAUACAGAUACAGCACGCGGUGGAUAUGGGCAUUAUAAGGCAGGCGAAAAAGGAAAUGUUUAACAAACAAUCGAAGGAAAAACCCGAAGAUAGUUCACCCUUUGGAGGCGAGCUGGAAUUGACUGAUGACUUCAGUCAGGAGGACGAUCUUGACACUGAGGAUAAAAGCGUCGAAGUGAAGGAUAGUGAUGAAGAGGUGGAGGAAACCACCGCUACUCCUGCUUCUGUUUCAGAAACUACGACCGAGAACCUAUCGUCGCUUUAUGGAGAUCUAAGCAAACGGUUGAACGUGUCUCAGGAUGUACUGGAUCGCUUCGGUGGCGGAAGCAACAGUAGUGCGCUAGAAGAUUUUCUAGAUUUCAAAGACGACGAUGAAGAAGGCUCUAGUUCCGAAACGUCUACCACAACCACUGCUAUGCCUGUACUUAGCAGACAGAAGCGACAGUCGUUUCUUGAUCUGUUCUUUGGUGGUGGUAGCAAAAAGUCCACCAAUGAAUUGGAGUAUAAGGUUGCGAAUGAAAAGUUCUACACGAAGCAAUUCCCUUACCCAAAGUACACCAAAGAUGACUUUAAAAAGGGCCUAUAUCUUGCCCAGGCCAUUCAGAUGGCAUACUUCAUAGCGUUGAUCGUACAUGUUGCUUCAUCGGUGCGGCAAAAGAUCUGGAUGAAGGAGAGCGGCAAUUCGAUGCUGAUGCGGUCAAUGGGUCUUAAAUCUGGUUCGGAAACUGUUUCUUGGGUGAUCACUACGUUCAUCGAAAUUAGUAUCGUUUUCUUGAUUGGUCUCGCCAUUCUCUACGGUGGAGGCCUUCUAGUACACUCCAAUCAACUGUUCCUAUUCUGUUACUUGGUGCUGUUUGGCGUGUGCUUGAUCGGAUUCUGCUACAUGUGCUCGAUGUUCUUCAACUCUGCUAGCAUUGGAUCGGUGUCGACUGUGAUACUCUUCCUGAUAACAUUCCUUCCGUACAUCAUUAUCAUCGCACUGGGGGCAACGCUUUCCUCAGCGGCAAAGUUCGUCGCAAAUCUUUCCUUUUCGACUGCUUUCUGUUACGCCUGGCGUCACGUGAUCCGAAUGGAGCUUCAACAUCGCGGAGCGAAUUUCUCCAGCGCCUUCCGAGGGGCGAUAGCGGAGAAUGAUCUCAAGUUUGGCAUUCUAAUGGUUUUACUCGACGCCGUGAUCUACUUUACCAUAGGCUAUCUUUAUCAGUGUUUUAAGAAAGAUGAAACCACAUUCCAUACGGUAAAGCGUAUCAAACUGGACAAGAGCAUCGGAGCCGAACUGCGCAACGUGGACGUCGCGUAUGAAAAGGGGGGCAAGAAGGUGUUGAGUGACGUUUCCAUCACAUUCCGUCGCGAUGAAGUGACCUGCCUGCUCGGACGGAACGGUGCCGGCAAAAGCACAAUCAUAAAACUGCUUACAGGGCAGGUACGACCCAUUGAAGGAGACGUCCACUUACCGCUGGAUUACGAUUUCAUCUCCGGCAUAAGGAACAAUGCGGAGAAAAUUGGACUAUGUCCCCAAAACGAUGUGCUCAUACCGAAUCUUACCGCUAAGGAGCACCUGCAGCUGUACGCACGUAUCAAACUGACCCGUGGUUUCGAUACAGAGGUCUCACGGACGCUGGAAAAUCUGAAGAUGGGACCUUACCAGCACUAUCGAGCGUCGGAUCUAUCCGGAGGCUUCAAGCGACGACUGUGCAUUGCAAUCGCAUUCCUAGGCUCUCCAAAUCUGGUUAUUUUGGAUGAACCAUGCAGCAGCGUGGAUACGAAAGCGCGCAAGUACAUCUGGGAGUUAAUACAGACGCUGCGCAAGGACCGUGCCGUUAUACUUGCUACGCAUCAUCUAGACGAGGCAGAAUGUUUGAGCGAUAAGAUCGUUAUGCUGGAAAACGGAAAAGCAAUAUUGGAACAAUCGCAAGAAGAGUUGAAGAAACGAUUUACCAAUACGAUUUAUUUAAGCAUCUUUUUGAAACAUCAGACAGAUGUUGAUCGCACCGUAAUGAUUGCACAACUCAGUAAACUGCUGGACGGUACUGUUGAUUUGCGAUAUGACAUGAGUGCUACGCUUAAUCAACUCGACUUCAAGAUCACUUCAUCCACCAACGACAGUCAGGUGUUAAACAUUGAACCACUACUGGAACAUAUGGCACAGCUGAAAUCACAAAAACAGAUCGAUUCAUUCGAAAUUCGCAACGAAAACUUGCUCAAUAUCUUCAGCACAGUCAAUGCUAGCGAUCCAACACCUGCCGAUCCUAUGCUGCAAAAUGGAAAUGGUACCUCCGCAACGCACAUUCCAAACGGUUUCCAUGGGCCAAAAACGAACGACUCUAAGCUGAGCACUAUGUCCAUUAUGUGGACGCUGUUUUGCAAACGGAUGCGCCAUUUCAUGCGCAAUUAUCGACUGCUGGUGUGUUUGCUUGUGCUGCCAACAAUCUUUGAAAUAAUCGCGAUGGGUUUUAUGACGAUCCGUCCACCUGGGGAACACGAUCUUAUGGUGAAUUUUUCCACCGCACUCUAUCCACGAUCAGCCGAAUUCUACACCAAUGCAACCGAUGGUGACGAGUACCGGGACGCGAUUGUAUCGGAUGUUCUUGCCCAUUGUACGGAUGAGUACUGUAGCAUAUUCAACUCUUCGUAUGAAGCUUACCGAUGGGUUCUUUCUACCACUGAUGAUUACACGGAACGUCGGUACGGUGGCAUCACGAUCAAUAAGGAGAAGAAUAUCGUUUGGUAUAACAACAAGGGCUACCAUUCGAUGCCAACCUGGCUGAACAUGUUGGAUACAGCGGUUUUGAGAGCGGAAUUGAACGAUUCGAGCUACACAAUCCGCACCAUUAAUCAUCCAUUAAAGAUCGAGGAAGAUGAAUUAUCCGUAUCUUCGAUGCUGCAGCAAAUAGCCGAUGCGGGAAUUUCGCUGAUCAUACUGUUGGCCUUCAGCUUGGUCGUUGCCGGUGCGUCUGUGUACAUAGUGAACGAACGGAUACGCGGAGAGAAGCUACAGCAGCGCUUGGCCGGCGUAAACGUCUUCACCUAUUGGAGCGUAACAUACAUCUGGGAUGCUAUGAUCUUCCUUAUCGCUCUUGCAUUGGCCGUGAUCGUGUUCAAGGUGUUUGCGAUACCGGCCUACGUAGCACGUGAGCAGCUCGAGGGCAUCUGUCUGCUACUAGUGUUCUACGGCUUUGCAACCAUUCCGGCAGUUCAUCUGUUUGAGAAGCUAUUCACUGACGCAAGUUUUGCAAAUAUGUCGAUAUUUUGCUUGAAUGUCAUUACGGCCCUGGGGACACUGACGAUCAUCAUUCUCUUCGAUAUCCUCGGCGACACUGAUGAGUCGGAAAGAAUACGCAAUGCUCUGAAUCGAGCUUUUCUCGUGCUACCACAGCAUGCCCUCUCGGAUGGAUUAAUUGAAUUGUCUAAAAACUAUAUCACGGCAGAGAUCUUCAAGCGCUACUACAUUGAUUCGUACAAAUCGCCCGUAUAUAGUACUCUCCUUCAUCCGCAUCUUAUUGCCCUGGCGGUAAUGGGAUUCAUCUUCAUGCUGCUGAACAUUGCGAUCGAGUACAAAGUGGUACAGCGAAUCUAUAACCGGAUCGUAGGUACAUCUCAACCGAAGGUUCAUGACAUCAACGGGAUGGAUACGCCUGAUUACAGCACAGUGAUAAGCCGCGUGGAGGGAAAGAAAAAGUCCAUCACGGCUGAUCAAAUCCUGUCGGUGGACAAUCUACGGAAGAGAUAUCGUGGAUGUGGCGGUGGUGGAGGUGGUGCCAAGGGUCUCGAAGUAGUCAAGGACGUAUCCUUCAAGCUGCGUUACGGCGAGUGCUUCGGUUUGCUGGGCACGAAUGGUGCCGGCAAGUCUACUAUCUUUGCAAUUCUUUCUGGAGAGUUGCUUCCAUCCGGUGGUAGUUUUACGUUUUACAGUACUCACGGGCCAUCGUACUGUCCUCAGAAUAACUUCCUCGAUCCACUGCUCACCGUAGAAGAGGUGAUUGUGUUCUACGGCAAGUUGCGUAACAUCGAAUCGAUCGACAAGUUGAUAAUGGAAACGCUUAAAGAGUACCAUCUGGAGGCGUAUCGUAAAGUGUUGGUUAAGAAUCUGAGCGGUGGAAAUCGCCGAAAACUGUGCGUAGCCGUGUCUUGCUUCGGUCAGUCGGAAAUUAUCCUAAUGGAUGAGCCGACGAGUGAUCUAGAUCCGGUUACACGCUCCAUCGUCUACAGUACGAUCGAGCGAUUAAACGCCCAGAACCGGUCGAUUCUGCUCACUUCGCACAGUAUCUCAGAAAUCGAUCGGAUAUGCCAACGAAUAGCGAUCCUGAAGGAUGGUGAGCUGCUCACCGUCGAUACACCGGAUCGCCUGAAGGAACGCUUCGGACACAGCUAUCAGAUAACGCUCUAUCUGGAGGGUCUUCGGGAGGUGGACUUUUUAAGAGUCAUCAAGCGCGAAUUCAAUGUAACGCGGGAUAUUAUUUUGCACAAGAAUUCCGUCCAGUUUGUUUGCCAGAUCUAUCCGGAGGGUGGGUCGCAGCGGGAAGAGAAUGGAAAACCGCACAAAAACGGUCACGUCACUAUCAUGCUGGAUGAUACGGGCAGCUUGGUAGUAGCACCUGGUACUUCCACAUCCGCAACAGGCACGGCCAGUGAACUGUUCCUCAAGCUGCAGCGCUUCGCUCAGGCAAACAAGCUGCGAUAUACGAUUUCACGAUGUCAGAUGGAUCAGGUAUUCGAAAAUGUCCUGCAAAAUCACGAGGAAGACCAUGCUAAUCCAGGCUUCGACGACAGUUAGGGAGGAAUGGUUUAGGUUUUUUUUCUGUAAUAUAUAGAUACUGGUAGGAUUAAAAUUGGAAAUGAGAAUAAAACGAAGAAAACAGUGAGCUAAAAGCUGCUUUUUGAAA
Messenger RNA from Anopheles gambiae (African malaria mosquito), 6745 nucleotides. RefSeq names its product glucosylceramide transporter ABCA12 (gene ldd). The transcript is spliced from 15 exons. The record is from RefSeq and is a predicted model, not a curated record. Gene Ontology annotation, biological process: transmembrane transport; lipid transport. Gene Ontology annotation, molecular function: ABC-type transporter activity; ATP hydrolysis activity; lipid carrier activity. Lineage: Eukaryota; Metazoa; Arthropoda; Insecta; Diptera; Culicidae. Bases 544 to 6636 code for a protein of 2030 amino acids. Gene Ontology annotation, cellular component: intracellular membrane-bounded organelle; membrane.